Molecule: messenger RNA, 4240 nt
Organism: Diabrotica balteata
Lineage: Eukaryota; Metazoa; Arthropoda; Insecta; Coleoptera; Chrysomelidae
Source: the annotation of a GenBank genome assembly
UGCGCGCAUUUCAUUUGUAAGCUGCUAACAGUGAGUUUUGAUUUUUGAUGACUUGUAGAAUCUCUAGAAGUACGUGGUUAAUACUAGUUCGUAGUGUACUCUUUGUUUAAAAGUGAGGUGAUUUUAAAAAUAGGAAACUGUAUUGAUUAAUAUAAGUGACAAAACUAAUGCGAAGUGUUUCAAAAUAAUGUGGAUAACUGCUUUUUCUAACCCCAAAACAGUAGUGCCGGUGUAAACUGUCAUUUCUGUAGAUCAGCUGGUAGUUUUGUUUACAACGGAAUAUGUGGAUUUGGACUUUAUACAAUCCUUAGAAAUUCGGAUUUUCUUAUUUUUUUAUAAAUGAUGUCAGUGUGCCAAUAGUCAAAAACUGUAUUGGUCUCUCAAUCAUUUUAAGGUUAUGUUGAUUUUUUACCAGUGAAAAUAAAAACUGUUAAGAUGUUGUGUCUCAAAAAGAUGUACAGGGAUGAGCUCCUACAACUUGCCCUCCUGUUAAGCAUUUUAAGAGUUAACCAUGAUUCCAUCUAUGACAAUAUCUAUGAUAAUUUGGAUUUUGAUAAUGGUACAAGCUGGAGAAGUAUCAAUCCAGCAGUGUUACGAUCACACUAUGUAAAUCCAAAAAGUCUAGACUCGGUUCUAUUAAACUACCAAAGAGAUUUAUUUGCUGAUCUAAACUCUCUAGGAAGAUUUAACAGUGGUGGCUUCAGACAUCCAGAUGUUACUACAUAUUUGCUUAACAUCGAAAGGACUGCUUCUGGAGCUAGCAAUGACACAUUAGCUAUUCCUGUUGUGCCACAGAAUCAGUCAGAUAAUAUUGUCACUGAAGAACCUACAGAUUCUUUGGACAUGGGCAUCAAUCUUACACAGGAGGAUAUGGAUUUGAUUGAAGUGUUGUGGAAGCAAGAUGUGGAUCUUGGUUUCACCGUUGACAAUGUGGUACCGAAACAGGAAAAAGAAGACAUUAAGCUCGAGCCAGACGACGCAACUACAUCUAUAUCGAAAGACGAAGAAUUAGAGAAAAUUAAAACUCUACAGUCCGUUAAUGAAGAUUCUAUCAAGCAAGAAAAAGAAGACGAUCCUUGGUCCGGAUUUGACUACACCAUUGAUACAGAAACCGGAGAGUAUGUAAUAAAAGAAGAAACCAGUCCGCUUCAACGAGAGUCUUCAGAGCCAGUCAAUCUUAACCUUGAUGAUCUUACUCUCCCAUUGCCGGAAUUCUUUCUUGACGAAGCUUUGCGUCUGAUCGACUUGGAAGAUGAAACGUCACAGGAAAAUAGAGUAAGCCUCAAGGAGCUGGAAAGUCUCCCCACCGAGGCCAGUAAUAAAUCUGUGCCAGUUGCAACGUCGACAGUUGCAGCUAACUCUGAUGAGCUCACAUCUUCCCCAGAGGAAGCCCUUCCUAAAGACCCUGAAGACGAGUUCGGUUUCCUGUCAGACAUGAUCCAAACACCACAAUUUCACCAUCCCCACCACAGGGCUCCAUUCCAGAGCCGCAUGCCAUUCGUGAGAGCAGUGAGCAUGGAACAACGAUGGCAGGAUCUAACAAAUUUGCUAAGUCUUCCGAGUUCGGAUGGAGGCGGAAUUCAUCACCAUUUCAGUCACCAUCAUCAUCCUUUGCACAACUACACUCACCAUCCUCAUCCUCAUAGCAUGAGUUACAGCCCCGAGGCCGCCCGAGGUGUGCUGCUCCACAACGCCACGUUACCCACACCCAUUGGUGACUUAAAUUCGUCUGUGCCAUAUAGUAAUUUAGGUGGUACAAACUUUGGGAGCGCCGUAGCAAGUUCUAUGAACCUCACGAAUAGCAGCGAACCAAUGGGAGAGUCUUCAAACACACCCCAUUACAAACUGGAACCUUCUCACGACAUGGUUUAUUAUCAGAAUGGUUCCUCUGAGAUUAAUCAAACUGAUGGUUUCCUUUCUUCGAUUCUUAACGACGAGGAUCUACAGCUAAUGGACAUGGCUAUGAAUGAAGGCAUGUACACCAUGCGUAUGCUGGACGGUAACAGCACAUUGAACAACGUUGCUACAAAUAACACCACUAUUUCAAUGUCUCGUAACGAUAUGGAACGGAUGGAUACAUCGAGUGAUAGUGCUCUUAGUUCGAUGGGUUCGGAACGAGUACCCUCCAUUUCUGAUGGGGAAUGGGGAGAUGCGGGAUCUGAUUCUGGCCACACGUCUACUGAACCAUAUGUCACCGAUUAUGCAUCCAAAGUCCGCCCAUACGACUAUAGCUACACCAGCAGACAGUUGAACAACGGCUUGGGUGCUUCCGACAAUACGAGAGUCCCACCAGUGGCCCAAAAGAAACAUCAGAUGUACGGAAAGCGGUAUUUUCAAGAUCAUAGCUCGUCCAAUUCAUCACAACCACCUGUAACACCUUUGAAAUAUGAAUACCAAGAGCCUUCUACUACAUACAACAUUGCCAAUCAGUCUGAAGGUGCGGUUGGACCGAAAUUACCGGAAAUGAAGUAUUCGUGCUCGAUGGAAUUCGGUCUUCAAAGUCAUCUAGCAAGAAAUCAUGUAAAUCACAUACAACAUAAUCACACUUACCAUUUACCGGCUGAAAGUGCUGGUGCCAUGCAGAGACCAGUCCUAAGAGAUAAAUCUAAACACCGUAAAUCAGAAGAUGAGUAUUUAACAAGAGACGAAAAACGUGCCAGGGCGUUGAACGUACCCAUUUCUGUUGACGAUAUCAUUAACCUACCAAUGGACGAAUUUAAUGAGCGCUUGUCUAAAUACGAUCUCAGUGAAGCUCAGUUAAGUCUGAUCAGGGACAUAAGGCGAAGAGGAAAGAAUAAGGUGGCUGCCCAGAAUUGCAGAAAGAGAAAGCUCGACCAAAUCUUGAGUUUAGCGGAUGAAGUGAAAGAAAUGAAGGACAGAAAGAUGCGACUCAUUGCAGAACACGAGUAUACCAGUACUGAAUGCAAACGCUACAGAGACAAGUAUCAACAACUAUACAGACAUGUUUUCCAGAAUUUGCGCGAUUCUGAGGGCAAUCAAUAUUCCCCCUACCAAUUUAGCCUACAAACAUCCGCCGAUGGAUCUAUCAUCUUGGUUCCAAGAUCGAAUUCCACGGUUUCGAAUUCAGACUCAAAGGAUCCUCUCCAAAAUCGCAAGAAACCAUAAAACACUUGCUCAAAAUUUUAUUUACUAAUUGUUAACAGGGUUGUUUUUAUUUUUAUUUUAUUUUUUAAUUUUAUGUUACAGGAUACUUCAACAAUAGUAAAGUUUCGAAAUUUUUCUUUGUAAUUCCAAAAAAUUAAACAUUCCUGCGAUCUGAACAGUACAAAAGUGUUUAACCAACCUGCAAUAUUUAUUCUAGUUAUUUUUUGUCAAGCAACACAUGAUAUAUCAAUUAAUAUUGCAAAAAUAUGUUGAUUAUUCAAUAAUAUGUACCAUUAACAUCAAACAAAACUGAGAAAAAAUAUUGCUUGUCGUUUACACUUUCAGAAACAUGAUUUGCAACAUACAUUUUUCUUACGAUUUAGUAAGAUUAUUGAAUUAUUGAAAUUAUUAUUGUUUUCUCUUUCCACUUUUCAUAUAUCUUUCACUUCCAUUCUUUCUCUUCGUACUUGAUACCUGUAUCGUCCUUAAGAGUUAUUGUCAUUUAUCUUCUGUCAUGUAUACAAGUUAUGAAGAAUUAGUCAUAUUAUUCGUUGGCACAUGUGAUAAAGUUUAUAAUUUAGUAUUCAGUUUUUUCUGAUUGGUUCGGCCUAUUCAGGGCUAUUAUUACUGCUUUAAACGUAAAAGCAAUUAAAUUAUGUAAUUAAAAAGUACCCCUUAAGAAUAGAAUACAAUAGAUUUUGUCUAAUCUUUAACAUUACUUAAUAAUAACAUUUUUAAAAUUAUGUCAUUCGUAAAUAUAAAAAGUUAUAAACACAAUAAAAUAUGACUAAAAUCAUAGAGACUUUUGAAAUUAUGUAAUUUUACAUGUGUAGGAACUUUAUAAAUUAUUCCCAUAUAUAAAAAGAAAUUAACAGGUUAGUGUUUUACCCCAAUUUUGGGAAAAAUAUAUUUAAUUCAUUUUUCUUGCACCUGUGAAUUGUCUAUAACUUCAUCAUCACCGUUAUGACUUUUGAAUCUUCCCAAUAGUAUUAGACCAGAGAAAUUAUCGAAUAAAAAGCAUUUUUCGUGACACUCUUUGAUACAGGUAUCUAACAACUGCUUUUGAUACAUUUGGUGAUAACAAUAUGUAAUAAACAAAAUAUGUAAAAGAUUAAACGUCAUUUUUUACUUAUAA